Messenger RNA from Caenorhabditis sp. 36 PRJEB53466, 3753 nucleotides. Lineage: Eukaryota; Metazoa; Nematoda; Chromadorea; Rhabditida; Rhabditidae. The record is from the annotation of a GenBank genome assembly.
AUGUGGCCCCUGUGGUUUGUCAUUGGUAAGUGAUGGGGAAAAAAAUUGGCGCCGAUUUUUUUAAAGGUUUUUUUUCAGGAUUAUUGCUUUCUGGAAAUGUGCUCGGCGAGCUUGAUCCGGAGAAAAAUCUGACACAAGCAUUGCUCGUCGGUUAUAAUCCGAAAAUUCGACCGGUCAAAGUGGAGACUACAGUGACCCAAGUCACAGUUUUUCUCAACAUUGCUCAUGUGGAGAAAGUGGUGAGUUUUACGUAGGGGCCACAAAGUGAUUAACAAAAUUGUGAAUUUCGGGAAAACACUUAUCGGAAUGUGUUCUAGUGCUUAAAAAUAGUACAUUCCCAAUUUUUUUUUGAAAAAUGUUCGGUACUUCUCGAGUUAUGAACGUUUUUGGUUUGCGCGUUUGCACUGAAAAUUCAGUGAGCGAAAGGGGCGGAGUCUAUUUGGUGGCGGCGACGCGCUCCCACUCGGGGAACAAAAUGGAGAGCGCGGACAGUUUUAUCACAAAAAUUAACUUUUUUUCAGUAAAAAUGUUGUCUUUAUCGAAUCCAAAAGUAAACAACGAAAAAUUUUGGAAGUGGGUUCGAACCCGCGACCUCUCGAUUAGUGGUUUCAGCACUUGCCACUUUACCACCCGGGCGCGAGCGCGGCCGCUGCUCCGUUCAGUUGAUGUGCGCGGUGUUCGCAGUCACUUUCUAGCAUGAAAAAGUUACUGAAAAUGCGCAGGAAACUGUAAUUUGUGACAUUUCGCCAAGUAAAACGGAUGUUCCCUAAAAGAAAUCUGGUGUAGUUUUUUGUGCUGAAUCCGAUUCUGCCGUCAAAAUCCCGGUGCCGGACCAGUGUCAACCCGAAAACUCCAAAAAACUGAUUUUUCGGGCGAACACGGUAUGUUUGACAAAGUUAAAAAGUAUCUUAUAGGUGUCCAAAUGAUCUGAAAUUUUGUACAGGGAUACUAUACGAGUUUCUUAACACAUUCCGAAAAUAAAAAUCGGGGGUCACCGCUGAAAAUUUUUUUCAGUUUUAAGUGGCAAUUGAACUGUCUGAAAUUGAUGUUUCGCCAAGUAAAUCUUUAAUUCUGACUUCAAAAACGGAUUCAGCAUGUCAAGAACUAUCGGAAUGCAUAUUGGGAAGCCCGGUGCCGGACUUAUAUUGACCCCAAAAAGUUCCUCGAACUGACACUGUCCGAACAUUUUGCUGUUUUCGCGCUUGUUCGCAAAAACCAUGACAGUUAGGCUCAAACUGACUUAACCAAUGGAUUCUACGUGGUUGAUUACAUAAAGUAAUGUUGUUAGGACAAUCAUUUAUCAUUCUGAGUCCGCGCCACAGGCUCAGAAAGACGGAAAAAUGAAAUCCACUGAAAAAUUUCGACGCCCCGCCCCCUCCACUUUGUGGCCCCUAGUUUUACGGUUGCGAAACGUCCUAUGGUUGCCAAAAUUUUUUUGUGAGUAGAUGACGUCUAGUACUUUAUUUUUGUAGUUGACACUUUUUUUGUAUGACCACCCCCUGGGUUACUGUAGCGCUUGGAAGUUGGCACUGAAACUUGACUGCGCUCAGCGAGGCCUAACUUCCAAGAGCUACAGUAGUCCAGCGAGUGGUGGUACAGCAAAAAUGUCAACUACAAAAUUAAAGUACACGUUGAGUAGAUCAUUUUUGUAGUGAACAACUUUUUUGUAUCACCAGCCCCAAAAGUACUGUAGCUCUUGAAAGUUGAGGCUCGCUGAAAGCAAUGCCAACUUCCAAGACCUACAGUAAUCCAGAGAGCGGUCGUACAACAAAAGUGUCAAUUGCAAAAAUGUUCCACUAGAUGUCAUAUAACCCCAAAAACAAUUUGGCAACCAUAGGACGUUUUGCAACACCGUACAGUAUCCGGUCAAAGUUGAUCAUUGGAUGCUCUCGAAAUAUUGUCAUUCUCUCGGUUUCAGGACGAAAACGAGCAGACCGCUUUGGUGCACGGUCAUCUGUGGGCCUCGUGGACCGACGAGUACUUGCAAUGGAAACGCGGUUCGAAUAAUAUCACAAAAAUUCAACUUCAAGCUUUUCGCAUCUGGCAACCGGCUCUCGCGCUUUAUAACAGGCUAGUUUGUGUCUAUAUAAGUAUUGUAGCGUUCACAAAAAUUCCGAUUUUUUUGCAGUGCUCGCGGAAACACGUGGCAUUUGUACAUGAACGGACUGCCCGCCACCGUCUAUUAUACGGGAAAAGUGUGGGCGAGCGGCACGUUCUCGUUUCACGUCACUUGCCAAUUCGACUUUACCGAUUGGCCUUUCGAUAGACAGGUUUGUACGGGGGUUGCGAUGAAUUUAUCGAUGAAAAUGUCUAUAAAUAUAUAGCGAGGACCGAUAUCAUUGUUCAGAGUUGUCCAAUAGUGCUGGCGGAUUGGGUGUACGGUCUGGCACAGGUCAAUUUGAGCGAUCCGAACACGAUCUCCGAGUACGCGAAGCCGACGAUCCGAUUGAGUUACGAUCCGACGGACAAAACGAAUAAACGGCAUGUUGGAGGUGUGUAACCUGUCUUCGUUUGGUUUAACGAACUUUUUUUUUUGGAGGCUGGGAGGUGGAAGACGCGUGGAAGAAGCACUGUUACUGGGGACCGAAAGGAUGCAAAUCGGAGCAGCCGGAAGGAGAAGCCGAGUGGUAUUGGUCCCUUUUGGAGUUUGGAAUCAUUCUCAAAAGACACCUUCCCUACCUCGGCGCCACUAUUUUGCUUCCUUAUGUAAGUGCACUUUGGAGGGCCUGAACUAGAAAAUGAGGCAUUUUGAGGUGAAGUUGUCAAUUACAAAGUUGUUCAGCAUGAAAUUUGCAACUAGUUAUGCCAUGGCCUAGGAGUUUUCUAGGCCACAACUUUAAAAAAAAACAUCGUUUUCAGUUCCUGACGACGCUGAUCAUCCUGGCGGCCUUCUGGAUUGACACGUUCUCCGUCAACGUGGCCGUCAUCAUUUUCAACAUUCUUCUACAGGGCAUCUACGGCUGGAACAUGAUCCAGAAAAUGCCGCCGGGCAGUGGAAAAACGCCGAAAAUAAGUGGGGGGGGAAUCGUUUCGUUAUUCGCCCAACACUUCGAUGUGUUUGCCUUACAGUCCAACUCUACACACUGAACCUGGUUUUGAGCUCGUUCAGCCUCGUCAUUUCGGUAUUCUCAAAGUUUUUGGAGGAGAGUCUGCCCAAGGAAUUCGAGCUCAACUUUGGAAUCGACAUCACCGCAAUUCCCAAGCAGUUGGGAGUCGAUCGGUUUUUCGAGCCGAAAGGAUUGUCGUUCGAUCCACAGGCGUCAGUUUUUACAAUAGUUAUCUGUGGCCUAGAACACACCUAGGCCAUUUUUUUGUUGCAUUCUUUCUUCCCUCACCCUGAAACGUAACUAAAUCAAAACUGUUUGCAGACUCCUAAAUCCGGAAGAGCCCGAAUCGCUGGAAUCGAUGCUGGAAAUGGGCGGCGCCUCCGCGAGCACGUCGAUCGGAAUCGAAAACGUUCUGGAAACGGAUGAUAUCGGAGUGAGCCGAGAGGGACCGUCGGAAGACACGAUGGCACUGAUCAGUCUGCCGACGAACGAGGAGCCGCCGUUUGAAAUGAACGAAGAUGACGUGGCAUCCGGAUUCUCGAAGAUUCCGGACCAGGAGGAGGAGGAUGAGGAGGAGGAGAAGAAGAAGAAGAAGAAGCCGACGGAGACAAAGUUGCAACUUCAACUCCAUCUCAUCAAACGUCUCAUUUUUGUGCUCGUCGUUCUCGUCUACAUCGUCGCCGCCCUUCUUUGCAUUUAUCUUUGA